AUGCGUGUCCUCCAGCCUUUGCCCCAGUAGGAGGUCCGAGCGGAGCGACCCACUUUUACUACUUGUCCGGGUUUCCCAAGGGCACUAAGGACUGCUGCUUGACAGAAAAUGUCUCGGGCUGCGGAGAGACUCCGACUUCUUAUCACCCAGCUUGACAGACCACCUGCAGCGAUUAAAGCUGCACCCACAUCUGCUCAAACCCUAAACUACAGUCAGCCGCAGAGACUGAGAUAUACUUUUGGUAACAACCUGCUGACCCCAGAACAGCGACUCUUCUAUGAGGAAAAUGGCUUCCUUCUCAUCAAAAAUCUGGUGUCUGAGGAGGACAUCGACAUGUUCAGGAGGGAGUUUGAAAGGAUCUGUCGACAGGAAAUAAAGGUUCCCGGUCUGGUGGUGAUGAGGGACGUGGCUAUAGCAAAGUCCGAGUUUGUUCCGGAUCAGAAAGCUGUCUCUAAACUCCAGGACUUCCAGGAGGAUCCUGAACUGUUCCGAUACUGCUCCUUACCAGAGAUCCUGAAGUACGUGGAGUGUUUCAUUGGACCGAACAUCAUGGCAAUGCACACGAUGCUGAUCAACAAACCUCCUGACGCAGGUAAGAAGACUUCUCGUCACCCGAUGCAUCAGGAUCUGCAUUACUUCCCCUUUCGACCGGCCGACCGGAUUGUCUGUGCGUGGACGGCUAUGGAGAAAGUGAGCAGGCAGAAUGGCUGCCUGGUCGUCCUGCCAGGAUCACACAAGGGCACGCUGCAGGAGCAUGACUAUCCUGAGUGGGAGGGUGGGGUGAACAAGAUGUACCAUGGAGUCCGAGGCUAUGACCCACAGCACCCCAGGGUGCACCUAGAAAUGGAAAAGGGAGACACAGUCUUCUUCCACCCGCUGCUCAUCCACGGCUCUGGCAUGAACCAGACGCAGGGCUUCCGCAAGGCCAUCUCCUGCCACUAUGCCAGCGGUGAUUGUUAUUAUAUUGAUGUGAAGGGAACCACACAGGAAAACAUAGAGAAAGAGGUGAAGGAGAUCGCAGCGAGGAAGUAUGCCGUUGGUGAUGAAAUCACUUUAAAGGAUACCUGGGCCGUUCGAGGUCGUCUGGUGCAGGGAGCGAGGAUUUCGAUGUGAAGACGCCGCUGCAGGGUGAUGAAACUGAGCUGAAACUUCACCAGAUUAGUACAGCGAUCGAAUGAGGAGCAGCAGGACCGCAACACUGCGACAGAGCUUUCUGAUGAGUGCUCUGCAAGGUCAUCAAAACAUGAUCUUAUCUCAUUUUUGAUAACAGUCUGUGUGUAAUUAUGGAAUUUAACAGUUUUACAGCACAGGAAUGCAUCUAAAAUACAUCCAGUUUAGCCAAAUGAAAAGAAAAAGGCACACUAAUUACACAAAUGGGCAUCUUAAAUAAUGAUGGAUUGUUUUAUGUUGAAAAAGGAAACUGAGUGUGGUAUGUGUGAGACUCAGAGUGAGGCUGAAAGAGGGAGAAGAUGAGAGAAUAAUGAAACUGUAAGCAAAGACGUGUAAAUGAUCAGUGCACUUGUUAAUUAACACUAACAGAUGCCUUAAUCUGCCUUGUAAGUUUAUUUUUGUGUCUUUGAAUGUAAUUUUGAGCCUUUUAAUGGGAGUUUUUGAUUUCUAAACGCUUCGUGUAAUAAAU
Archocentrus centrarchus (flier cichlid) is the source of this 1639-nucleotide messenger RNA. RefSeq names its product phytanoyl-CoA 2-hydroxylase (gene phyh). The record is from RefSeq and is a predicted model, not a curated record. Gene Ontology annotation, biological process: fatty acid alpha-oxidation. NCBI's taxonomy places the organism in Eukaryota, Metazoa, Chordata, Actinopteri, Cichliformes, Cichlidae. The coding region runs from base 109 to 1113 and encodes 334 amino acids. The transcript is spliced from 9 exons. Gene Ontology annotation, molecular function: phytanoyl-CoA dioxygenase activity.